Molecule: messenger RNA, 4042 nt
Organism: Pseudophryne corroboree (corroboree frog)
Lineage: Eukaryota; Metazoa; Chordata; Amphibia; Anura; Myobatrachidae
Gene: LEPR
Product: leptin receptor
Exons: 19
Coding region: 129-3500 (1123 amino acids)
Biological process (GO): cytokine-mediated signaling pathway
Cellular component (GO): external side of plasma membrane
Molecular function (GO): protein binding; cytokine receptor activity
Source: RefSeq, a predicted model, not a curated record
UGGGGAAGGGGGUGUGUGUCAUCCACACAUCAGGAUGAGCAGCUGCACACACUAAGCUGGAGCCGCCAAACUCCAGCACACACUGAUCCAGGACUGCAGCCGGACUGAUUCCGCUCUGACAAGUAGACAUGGGACGGAAAUGGAUCCUGACACUUCUUCUUCACUGGGAAUGUCUCACAAUAACAAUAGCAUCACCUGAAGCCUACAGCGUCCCCUCAUCAGGUGUAUUUCUCUCUUACCUGUUGACCAAUAAGUCUUCAAACACCCCUCUGUUGGGAGGGAUUGUGCAGGAUGCCAGACAUUUCCAGUGCAGCAAUGCAGACAACAAGAAAAACUCAGGACUUGGUUCCCUGUGCCUCUGGAAUGGAACGGACUCAAGCUAUACAACUCACGAACAGUAUUUGGAAUUUAAAAAGACCAUUUUGGCAGCCUUUCCGUCAGACGUUCACCUUGUAGAUUACACCUGGAGUUUGCAGUGCUGGACUGGGGAGGAGAACAGCAGCCGGAUUUCCUGCCGGAUAGAAUACGUAGCGCAGGAGGCAUCUAUGAAUGUAGAGUAUAUCCCUAAACUGUAUUACGGCCGGAAUGACAGCUACGAACACAGGAUAGCGCCGGACUGCAGCUGCCGGGGAUACAGACUGUGUGAGUGUCUCAUCCCAUCCGUCGCCUACACUGAUUCCUACAUCUUGUGGGUGGAAAUUCCUGAUCCUGUCCCAGCACUGCUGUCCCCUCCGCUGUCUAUCAGCGCUACUGCAAUCAUACGACCCAACUCUCCCAGCGAUCUGCGAAUAGAGAUAACGGAGGAAGGGAAAUUAAAGGUUCUCUGGUCCAGACCUGCGUCCCUAACCCACAGGCUUCAGUAUCAAGUCAAAUAUUAUUCCAACACAACUGAGGAUAACUCGCAGUUUUACCUGAUUGUGGAGGAACCGUACGUCACCCUCAAUGUCACCGCGUCAUGUUCCCCACUGGUGUUUGAGGUACGUUGCAGAAGGUUUCCCACUCCGGGUGUUUGGAGUGACUGGAGUAUUCCCACAGUCCUUAAAACGCAAGAUGGUUUUUAUUUUCCGCAGAAAGUUCUGGCCGGGAGCGGCUCCAACAUCUCCGUAUACUGUAUAUACUGCAACAACAACCGGAAGGUUCCUUCCAAGGAUAUAAUAUGGGGUCUCAAUUUGAUAAACGAAGUCCCCUCACAGCAGUACACAGCAAUCAGCGAUUACAUUGGCAAAGUCACAUUUACGAAUCUCAUCGCAACAACGCCAAAGGGGAAAUUCCAGUAUGACGCGCUCUACUGCUGUGUUCCGAGCAUCGGCUGCCAACCCCGAUAUGCUGAAAUUUACGCCAUGGAUGUUAAUAUCAGCAUCACGUGUGAAACAGAGGGAAAUGUUUCGAUGAUGAUCUGCAGAUGGAGCGCUCAACAGGUCGCACUGCUUAAAGAGAGCAACAUAACUCUGCGAUACUACCAGAACAUCAAUUAUUGUUUUGGGACAGAUAUAAAUUACAACGCUGCCAUUUCGAAAGACUGCGUAUUAGAGGACGGAUUGUACAAAUGCUUAUUUAAUACUAUUAAGGCCACUUAUCGUUACUACAUGUGGGUAGAAAUACAGCAUCCGAUGGGCACAUUGCAAUCUCCCCCGGUGUGCAUUAAGCCUAUCAAUAACGUGAAGCCGUACACUCCACUAGCAGUCCAAGCCGAGAUGACAGCCGGCACUGAGCAUUUACAUGUGACCUGGAGCCCGCCGAGAUACGCCGUAUUCAAAUAUAUGUACCGACUUCGUUAUCGGGUGCAAGGCCAAGAAACCGAAUGGCAGGUUCUAGAUAUAUACAACGGUACAUUUGCUAAUAUAUAUGAAGUAGAUGCCUGUGAGCCUUACACUGUGCAGAUCCGCUGCAUAGCUAUCAGCCGGUCCGGAUACUGGAGUGACUGGAGCCAGCCUAUCAACACAGCGAUUAAAGAUCUCAGAGCACCUUUAAAAGGACCAGAAUUUUGGAGAAUUGUCCAGAAAAAUAUUAUACAAAAAGGCGACAAUAUUACACUAGUUUGGCAGCCGCUGCAGAGGGAACAGUUACUAUGCAGCGUCAGUGGAUACGAAGUUCUACAUCAGGCAUCUAAUGCGCUUAUCUGGUCCCAGUACAUCGGGAACACCACAAAUUACACCUUCACCCUGCAGCACAGCGCGGUAACGGUGACCGUCCAGGCCCGCAACUCUCGUGGCCAUUCCAAAGUGAACCGCAACUUAACGCUGUCCGAGAAAAUGAGCGCAGUGAAGGCAGUUAGGUCUCUGGACGUGUACCUAUUAAACAGCAGCGCGGUUGCAGUGUGGAACUUGUUUCCUGUUGCAUAUGAUCCGCUGGAGCUCGUUCUGGAGUGGAGGAACCUUCGAGAAAAAGCACAAGUGCGCUGGGCUUUUAUUCCCCCCAACGUUAGCAAAUAUUACAUUGAAGACCAGUUUUUUGCUAUUGAGAAAUACCAGUUUAGCCUGACUCCGGUGUUCUCGGAAGGCGUCAGCAGCCCACGGAUCACGUAUGAAUUCUCUAAAGUUACAGGGGAAAUGCAGAAUAAUGCAGGUUUUUAUGUUAUAUUACCUGUGAUUACCGCUACAUCCUUUCUGCUGGCAAUAACGCUCGCAAUAACCCAUCAAAGAAUGAAGCAAAUGUUCUGGAAGGACGUGCCAAACCCCAAAUACUGUUCUUGGGCCCAGGGAGUCAAUUUUCAGAAGCCAGAUACAUUAGAAAACCUUUUUAUGAAGCAUCGUGAACACCUGGCGCACAGUUUUCCAUUAAUCUUAGAACCCGAAGACACCUUUGAAAAUAUGAAUAUCGACAAAGGCUGGGAGAAAGACGACGUAGACGUCACCUCAAUCCCUGACCAGCUGACGUACGACCGUGACUCUGCCUGCGCGACCAGUCAUUUUAGCAGCAGUUGCACCUACGCAGAUGGAUCCGAGGCUUCCAUAUACAAGGGGACCACCUCCCCAUCCAUGGUCAAAUAUGCAACAAUCGUUAGUAACCCUCAGCCAACUAAGCAGUGUAUGAGCGGGAGGAAAAUGAGUGUCAGCUCUUGCGACGGAUGUUUUUUGAGAAAUACUUCAAUCGUUAUUGGGAAUCUAGAUGAUGAAAAACAGGCGUUUCUUAUAAUGGCUGGAUUACAGACAAAGCAACCCGGCAACAAAUCUUCUAACUCAGUUGUGUCUUCCGAAGGCUUUUCCGAACCCUCGGACCAAGAGGAAAGCUUUGAAGGAGACAUCUUGGAGAGGAACGUCUACUACGUGGGGCUGGACGCUAUCCAAAAUAGCGGACAGGAUGGCUAUUUCUCGAAAAAUCCCUCGGUGACCUACCACUUCCAGGACAAUAGAUCAUACCAAGAGAUGGACAAGUCUUCCGAAUUCAUAGAUGAUCACUACAUCCAUCGAAGUUUGGCGAAAAAGUCCCUGCUCUCGUAUAUGCCGCAGUUCCAAAUACAGUCUACCAAUGACCCAAAGAUGUUUGAUAUGUGCUCCUGAUACAUCUCCUGUGAUGACGUGUCCAUAUUUAUUGUGCAUUGUAUGCAUGAGAUGAAUGUGAAAGACCUAAAAUUAAGGCUGAAGGAGACAUGUGGAGUAAGUGCCAUAACCUGGGUUUGGGACAUGAUUGGCUGCCUAUUGUGAUACAAAGCACUUUGUAAUAUGGAAUAAUUUGCAUGUUCCGAACAUUAGACUGUUCUGGAAUUAGUACUUCCAAGAACAUACCAAAAUGCUUGAAAUAAAAAUCUUCAGAACGACAACAGCAUUUUGGCCAGCUGGUAUGUCACCGAUAUAACCACGUAGGAAUACCAUGUAAGCUACUAUAACGAGUACAUCGGCGACUCCACGGCUGUGGUUAUUCUGCGGCGGACUGAUAUGGGAAGGACAUAUUACAUUGUAUAAAGUGUGAAACUAUUUUUGAAUGUGUGCCAUUCAUACCGUAUAGAUACAUAUUCUAUUUUUGUGACACGACAAAUGCAAAGUUAUGAUAAAUACAUUUAUGGAAUCAUUUCAUGUGUUGUUAUGCUUGUUCUAUUAUUUUG